This is a messenger RNA of Tripterygium wilfordii, 1327 nucleotides long. Its product is annotated as probable 6-phosphogluconolactonase 2. Bases 181 to 981 code for a protein of 266 amino acids. Gene Ontology annotation, biological process: pentose-phosphate shunt; carbohydrate metabolic process. The record is from RefSeq and is a predicted model, not a curated record. NCBI's taxonomy places the organism in Eukaryota, Viridiplantae, Streptophyta, Magnoliopsida, Celastrales, Celastraceae. Gene Ontology annotation, molecular function: 6-phosphogluconolactonase activity. The transcript is spliced from 4 exons.
AUGUCAAUGAUUUAUAUAAUUACUUUACGUCUGUGGGUGUACAUAUGGUUUUUGAUUAUUAUAUAAUGAUAAUUUGGUGUUUGUGUUGAUACCCAUCUUCCAUCUUCGUCCGUUUCUUGCUUCUCUCUCUGCCACCAUUCUCGCUCCUUUCUUCUUCUCCUCCUCCUUUUUGUUGAAAGGAUGGCUCUUUGUGGGGUUCAUGAAGAUAGAGGACAGUUGAGGAUAUAUGAGAGUUUGGAUGAACUUGGUACUGAAUUGGCCGACUAUGUUGCUGAAUUAUCCGAGGUUUCAGUAAAGGAGCGUGGUGUGUUUGCCAUAGCCUUAUCUGGUGGUUCUCUGAUUAGUUUAAUGGGGAAACUCUGUGAGGCUCCUUAUAACAAGACUGUCGAUUGGGCUAAAUGGUAUAUAUUUUGGGCGGAUGAACGUGUGGUGGCAAAAUAUCAUGCUGAUAGCAACUAUAAGGUAGCAAAGGAUGGUCUUCUUUCCAAGGUACCAAUAGUACCCAGUCAUGUGUAUUCUAUCAAUGAUUCAGUAUCAGCAGAGGAGGCUGCGAAUGAAUACGAGUUUGUCAUCCGGCAGUUGGUGAAAACACGGACUGUCAGUGUUUCUGAUACCAGUGACUGCCCCAAGUUUGAUCUCAUCCUCCUGGGAAUGGGGCCAGAUGGACAUGUGGCAUCACUAUUUCCGGACCAGUCAGUGCUUGAUGAGAAAGAUGAAUGGGUAACUUUCAUCACCAAUUCCCCUAAGCCACCUCCCGAGAGGAUCACCUUUACUUUGCCUGUCAUUAACUCGGCGUCAAAUGUAGCUAUAGUUGUCACAGGUGAGAACAAGGCAGAGGCUGUGCACUUGGCGAUAGAUAGUUUGGGACACGACGCCCCAUCAUUGCCUGCGCGGAUGGUCCAACCAACUAAAGGGAAGUUGGUCUGGUUUCUGGACAAGCCUGCAGCAGCACAGCUUGAGGGUUCUCAAUUUUCCAAGUAGGGUCGAGUUCAGCUUUCCUUAGUGUAAGUUUGUAUGUAGUGGAGGGAUUCUACACCUGUGGAUCCUUUAUCUUCCAUUAGGUAAUGCUGUACUCCUUUUUCUCUCUUAUUGCUUGCUUUCCGUUUUGGCUUUUCAUCUCUUCUCCAGGGAGUUGGGGAAGUGUGAUUAUCCUUUCUGUAAGAAGAGGUUAAUAAAGAUCAGGCCUCAAUGCAGGAUACCUCUCAUUGUUCUGUUUCUUUUAGGAACACCAAAGAACAUAUUAUAGAUUUACGGGACACCAUCCCAUCGGAGUAUUGAAACACAAGCCCUUUUGUUCAUAGUGGAAAGUUUUCAUAAUUUUCUUAUA